Messenger RNA from Panicum virgatum (switchgrass), 748 nucleotides. RefSeq lists its product as uncharacterized. NCBI's taxonomy places the organism in Eukaryota, Viridiplantae, Streptophyta, Magnoliopsida, Poales, Poaceae. The transcript has a single exon. The coding region runs from base 208 to 456 and encodes 82 amino acids. The record is from RefSeq and is a predicted model, not a curated record.
CCCCUGGCAGUUUCCUCGCCUCAGCUUGCGUGCUGGGCGUUGCCCCUGCUCUGCUCUGCUCUCCUCGAGCCUAUAAAAUUACGGGCACGCGCCCCAGCUCUGCUCGACGAGCUCACGGAGCGAGAGCAAGCAGCUGACAUCAGCUUACUUGAGCAGAGAGGAUCAGAAGCGAAGAGCUUGGGAGUGCGACCCAGCAGAGGAUCCGAGAUGGCGUCGAUGAUGGGAGGCGACCUCGUGGAGGCGUACGUGCUCAAGAACGCGUACACGGAGAAGCUCCGGCGCAUGGAGGAGCAGGAGACGGCCAGGCGGCGGGGCGCCACGUCCGCCGAGAAGAAGAAGGCCUCGCCGUCGGGCGGCGGCAGGGGAGGAGGGCUGUUCGGGCUCGUCAAGAAGAAGGUGCACCCCAAGGCGGCCGCGUCGAGCGAGGCCGGCGGAGCUGCAGCUUCUUCUUCCUGAUCCAGCCGCGCGCGCGUCUGCUGCGCCACCAUUGCCCGGUCGCUUGUGCAGACACACAAAGUGCUACGGUAGUUUGUAGUUUCGCUGGAAGUCUGGUUGCCGCCGAAUGGUAGUACGGCUGCCAUGAUUUGUACUAGCAUUUCUUUCUUUGUUUGUUUGUUUCUUGACUAUGGAGCGUUUGUUGCUCGCUUCAUGUGGAUCAUCAUGUUGUUUCGUUUGUUACUUGAUGCAAGUUACGUGAGAUGGCAAAAAAAGAAAAACCUUUUUAAAUUCCAUCCAAAAUUCAGGCUUA